CUCAGCCAGGUCCUGGCCAGUCUGGUCCCCAGGACAAGCAGGGACACUGCAGGACAACAUAGUGCUCAUGAAGCAGGUGGGGAGAGGGAGGCAGAGCCCACUGCAAAACCAUUCCAGGCCCCAGCUGCUGGCACUUUGGAACUCCUUCACAUCCUCUGUGCUCUAGUUUAGCUGAGCUGGCUCUCAUUAACCAUUACAGCUUGGGUGUGGCGGGAGGGUGGCGGUGCCGUGGCUCCUGGGCACCAGAGCACAUGGAAUCCUGAGAGGCACAGUUGCAAUGGGGGCCUUGGGUGCCAGAGUUGUCCCUGCCACAACCCCCUGGCACUCAGUAAAGGGGCUGUAGAUGGGGGAGAGGUGCAGACAGGUGGGAGGAGAGGUGAUGCUGGGCUCCAUUCCCAACCCCUCUUGGUUUGGGCUUAGUGCAUGGCCAGCAUCCACAUUAGGUCAGUAUCUUACCAGGGAUCAGGGCACGCUCCUGUGGCACUACCUCUGCCACGUGCGAUCUGGCUGGACUUUGCCUGAUGGGGCACUGCCCUGAGCACAGUCCUGCCACAGGAUCCAGUACUGUCCCAGGCACAGUCCUGGCACAGGAGCCAGCUUGUGGAGGCUGCCAGUAGGGAAGACAGCCAGUGCUGUGUGGACCCACUGUCAGCCAUGGAGCAGAAAGAUGCAAUCAGGCAGGAGCUGGGAAGCCUCCAUGGCAUCCCGCUCUUCAAGAGCUUCAUCGAGGGCUGGCCACAGGUAAAGGCUUUCCAAGCCCGUCCAGACGACCUGCUCAUCUCCACCUACCCCAAAUCAGGCACAACGUGGCUGAGCGAGAUCAUGGACAUGAUCUACCAGGAUGGCAAUGUGGAGAAGUGCCGACGGGAUGCCAUCUACAACCGCGUGCCUUUCCUGGAAAUGAAGGUCUUCAAGGGUCCGAGUGGCGUUGAGCAGCUGGAGAGUACCCCAUCUCCACGGCUGGUAAAGACCCAUCUCCCGGUCCAGCUCCUCCCGACGUCUUUCUGGGAGAAGGACUGCAAGAUUAUCUACAUGGCCCGCAACCCCAAGGAUGUUGUCACCUCCUACUACUACUUCCACCAGAUGGCCAAGAUACACCCUGAUCCUGGCACGAAGGCCGAGUUCUUGGAGAACUUCAUGGCUGGCAAAGUGGCCUACGGGUCCUGGUACGACCAUGUGCGCGGAUGGUGGGAGAAGAAGCAGGAGAAGAAGAUACUCUACCUCUUCUAUGAGGACAUGAAGAAGGACCCACGGCGGGAGAUCCAGAAGAUCUUGCAGUUCCUGGGCAAGGAGUUGGCGGAGGGAACAAUGGAGAGGAUCCUGCACCACACCUCCUUCCAGGAGAUGAAGAAAAACCCUGCUGCCAACUAUGAGACCAUGCUCCCUGAAUUCAUGGAUCACAGCCUCUCUGCCUUCCUCCGGAAAGGGAUCUCUGGAGACUGGAAGAACCACUUCACUGUGGCCCAGAACGAGCGCUUCGACCAGCACUACAAGGAGCACAUGGCAGGCUCUGACCUCCACUUCCAGAUGGAAGUGUGAGGGGCUCAUGUCCCUUCCCAUCCAGAUGGAGAUUCUUGCACUAAUUCACUUUUCCCCCUGCAAUAAACUGUGACAAAUGGAGGUUGAGUCAUUGCCUGCAGGGAAAAUGAGGGUGGGGCCUGAACCUCCUGAAUU
Messenger RNA from Hirundo rustica (Barn swallow), 1674 nucleotides. Its product is annotated as sulfotransferase 1 family member D1-like. Gene Ontology annotation, cellular component: cytoplasm. The transcript is spliced from 7 exons. The coding region runs from base 655 to 1539 and encodes 294 amino acids. The record is from RefSeq and is a predicted model, not a curated record. Lineage: Eukaryota; Metazoa; Chordata; Aves; Passeriformes; Hirundinidae. Gene Ontology annotation, biological process: sulfation. Gene Ontology annotation, molecular function: sulfotransferase activity.